This is a messenger RNA of Aspergillus calidoustus, 816 nucleotides long. Lineage: Eukaryota; Fungi; Ascomycota; Eurotiomycetes; Eurotiales; Aspergillaceae. The record is from the annotation of a GenBank genome assembly.
AUGUCGGCGUUUCUGGGCAGCUCUCAGUCCUCCCUGUCUGAAGACACCCCUCUGCUUGGGGAUGACCUGAACCCGGAGGAAGCCCAAGAUGGAGUCAAACAGGCCGAAGCGAUCACAUUGGUCUGGUCGAGGAAAUCCCUGGUGACAGCGUAUAUUCUAAUGUUCCUUCUGUAUUUUGUGAAUGCCUUCCAAUCCUCGAUUACCAGCAAUCUUUCUGCAUUCGUAACCAGCGGCUUCGAAUCGCAUUCCCUGAUCCCCGUCAUCUACAUUGUAUCGAGCGUCAUGUCGUCAGCGACGUAUAUGCCUCUUGCGAAGAUAUUGAACAUCUGGGAUCGGUCGAUCGGGUUCUUGAUCAUGAUCGCAUUUGCAACGCUGGGGCUAGUGUUGUCUGCGACGUGUACUAGCAUCACAACAUACUGCGCAUCGCAAGUGUUUUACACCAUCGGCUUUGCCGGUAUGGUUUUUAGUGUCGAUGUCAUAACAGCCGAUACGUCGUCGCUGCGCGAUCGAGGCCUUGCUUAUGCAUUCACCUCGUCGCCCUACAUAAUCACUGCAUUCGCGGGGUCGGCCGCUUCGGAGCGCUUCUAUGCUUAUAAUUGGCGCUGGGCAUACGGCAGUUUCGCCAUUAUCCUUCCCAUCGUUGCGUUGCCUAUGUUUGGUCUACUGCAGUACAACCGUUACAAGGCAAAGCAGCUGGGUUUAUUGCAAGAGAAAGAGCAUAGCGGCAGGACUUUUUCUCAGAGUGUCGUCCACUACAUCAUCGAAUUUGACCGUAAGUCUUCUCUUCCUCAAGUUGCAUCUGUACUAAGAUUUUAG